AUGUCGAAUCCAAUCGACCCAACUGUUGAUCCAUAUGGCUAUCUGGGUAUGGCCAGAAACCCCGACGGGUCUGUUACACGUAUAGUUGAGAUUUUUCCCACCACUCCUGCCUGUUCUAAUCCCAGUGACUCAAAUCCGGUCCUAACUAAAGACAUCCCUGUUAAUGAAUCAAACAAAACUUGGGUCCGUAUAUUCCUUCCCCGGAAAGCAUUUGAUUCCGAUCCGGCCGUGAAACUGCCGGUCAUAUUUUACUACCAUGGUGGCGGGUUAAUCUUACUCAGUGCAGACAGUACCAUGUUCCAUGAAUUCUGCAGCAAAGUGGCAAUUGAAAUACCGGCAGUGAUAGUGUCGACAGAGUAUCGUCUUGCUCCGGAACACCUCCUUCCGGCAGCCUAUGAUGACUGCAUGGAAGCCUUGCAGUGGAUCAAACCCACCAGUGAUGAGUGGCUAACAAAAUAUGCUGAUUUCUCAAAGUGUUAUCUUAUGGGAUCUAGUGCUGGCGGGACCAUAGCCUAUCAUAUUGGCUUACGUGCUGUUAGAGAUGAUCUCAAUCCUGUGAAGAUCAUAGGGUUGAUAUUGCAUCAACCGUUCUUCGGUGGGGUCAAGAGGACUCAGUCAGAACUAAGGCUAGUUAAUGAUAAGGUGCUGCCACCAUGUGUGACUGAUAUAAUGUGGGAACUCGCGUUGCCAACCGGCGUUGACCGCGAUCACGAGUAUUGUAAUCCAAUGGUGGGAAUCAAAUCAGAUGUUUUGGAACAAAUCAAGGACCUGGGAUGGAAGAUCUUGAUCACGGGAUUUGAUGGGGAUCCACUAAUCGACCGUCAAAUUGAGCUGGCAAAGGUACUGAAAGAGAAGGGCUUGAGGGUCAUCGACGAAUUCAGUGAAGGAGGAUUUCAUGGGUAUGGGAUUAGAGAUUUCUCUGAAGCUAAUAAGCUGUUUGGUGUUCUCAAGAAUUUUAUUACAUCUUAG
Messenger RNA from Fraxinus pennsylvanica, 969 nucleotides. NCBI's taxonomy places the organism in Eukaryota, Viridiplantae, Streptophyta, Magnoliopsida, Lamiales, Oleaceae. The record is from the annotation of a GenBank genome assembly.